Messenger RNA from Rotaria sp. Silwood2, 633 nucleotides. NCBI's taxonomy places the organism in Eukaryota, Metazoa, Rotifera, Eurotatoria, Philodinida, Philodinidae. The record is from the annotation of a GenBank genome assembly.
AUGAAAAUAGCUUAUCGUGCAACUAUAGGAGCUAUUACAAUAGGUCUUCUAUCAUGUAUUCAUAUUCUAGUUGGAUAUGAACUUCGACCACGAUGCAGUGUCUUAGCUGGUAGCUUUGCAAUGUUUGAUGGUAUGUUUGUAGUGUUUUGGCUUGGUAUUAUUCCUCAUGUAUUGAUGUUAACCUUUGGUUUUCUUACUAUUAUGAAUAUUCAACGAACAAAAAAACGAAUAGCAGUUACACCAUAUGAAAAUACAGUUACUCCAAGGCAACAACAACAUCAUCAACAAAAAACUGAUGCACAUUUGAUUGUGAUGAUGCUUGUUCAAGUUGGAUUUAGUGAAUUAUUAAUUUUAACACGCAUGAUUUAUUAUGCAUACUAUGUUCUAGCACCACCAUUAAUUGGUUAUAACAAAUUGGUUGGUUCAUUCUUAAUGUCAUUCACUACAUUAGUUUACUACGCUAAUUAUGCUAAAUCAUUUUAUAUAUAUACAUUAUCAAGUCAAUUGUUUCGUUCAAUAUUUAUGAAUAGAAUAAAAUCAUGUAUACGAAAAAUUCUUGGCCGAUAUAUUCCAGUGAUACAUUUGGAUGAAGGUUUUACAAAUAAUAUGGCAACUAUCAAAACUCAUCUCUAA